AGUUGCACUGAUAGUCGCGCUCUAGGGUCGCAUUAGACUCCUCAUGUCUCCGUUUCAAAGGGCUGAUAGUGGCUCCUCCCUCUCUGUACCUUGUGACAACAACAACUCAUCCACAGUGCAGAGCCACACUUUUCUGCUCAUUUUCUUCCUGUCAUUCUCUCUCAAUCUUUCACAGAGCUCUAAUUUCUGCACGGCACCUCUCCUCAUCCGUUCGCGCAUCGGCGGAGCGCUCUCCGGUGGAUUUCCCCUUCUUUGCGUUACUUUUGCGAACCGGCUCUCGUUUCAAACUGAACUUAUUUUAUAGGUGAAGAACACCAUGGCCAUACCGGCUGCUCUGAUUCCCCCGCCGUCUCUGGUCCAGCCGUGUCCGAUCUCAACUUGUUCAUCAUCUUCAUCAGCGUCAUCAUCAUCCUCCGCGAUCGCAGCAUCAUCGUCCUCGCCUUCGGCCACUUCAGGAUCUCCGUCUCAGUCGGCGACCCAGAAUCUGUUCCGAUCGGAUCUGAUCAAUGCCAGCGCCAGCAUCAAUCUGCCCGGAAAGCCCGUGUACUCUACCCCAUCCCCUGUUGAAAAUACCCCGCAGAAUAAUGAGUGCAGGAUGGUGGAGCUUAGGAGUGCCAAGGUGGCCUCUUUCACGGUGGACGGACACGAGCUCAUCUGCCUGCCCCAGGCGUUUGACCUGUUUCUCAAACACUUGGUCGGGGGACUGCACACCGUCUACACCAAACUCAAGCGACUGGAGAUCACGCCGGUGGUGUGUAACGUGGAGCAGGUCCGCAUCCUGCGGGGACUGGGAGCCAUCCAGCCCGGGGUUAACCGCUGCAAACUCAUCUCCAGAAAGGACUUCGAGACCCUCUACAACGACUGCACUAAUGCCAGCUCAAGACCCGGGAGGCCUCCCAAACGGACCCAGAGUGUGACAUCGCUGGAGAACCCUCACAUCAUGCCGCACUCCGUGCCGGGCCUCAUGUCGCCAGGAAUCAUUCCCCCUACAGGCCUUUCAGCCGCCGCUGCAGCAGCUGCAGCCGCCACCAACGCUGCCAUCGCAGAGGCCAUGAAGGUGAAGAAGAUCAAACUGGAGGUGAUGAGCAGCUACCACGGCAACAACACCCAGCACUGCGCUGACUCGGAAAACGGAGAUCUCAGCUCCGGUGUGGGCUUGGAACUGCCGUUUAUGAUGAUGCCCCACCCCCUGAUCCCUGUCAGCCUGCCUCCCGCAUCCGUCACCAUGGCGAUGAGUCAGAUGAACCACCUCAGCACCAUCGCCAAUAUGGCCGCCGCAGCACAGGGACAGAGUGCCCCAUCCAGAAUGGUGACAUCAGUGAUUAAGGAACGAGUGCCCGACAGUCCCUCCCCUUCCCCCUCUCUGGAAGACGGCAGGAGGCCGGGGAGUCGUCCCUCAUCCCAGCGCAGCAGCAGCGUCUCCAGCUCUCCCGCGCACACAGAGAGCUCCUCCGACAGAAUGCUUGGAAGGCGGUGGGGGCCCACAUCAAUAUUUUAUCAGGGGGCCCAGAAUUCUCUAGCUACGGCCCUGACUAUGGCUGUGCACCAGAACGGACUGUCGAUGAAUCAGGCACUACUGGGCCUGUCUCCCAGCAUUUUACCCGGACCUAAGGAGGGUGACGUGGCAACUCACGACAUUGUCCUCGAAGCCAAAAGAAUGCAUCUGGAGAAAGAAGAAACCCCAAUGUGCACGCCGACGGCGAGAGACAGCUAUGAGAGGUUGUCGCUGGCGGGUCAGGGUUUACCUCCAGGGUUUCCGUCACCUUUCCUCUUUCCUGAUGGACUGUCAUCGAUAGAGACCCUCCUGACUAACAUUCAGGGUUUGCUGAAGGUGGCGAUUGAUAACGCUCGCGCUCAGGAGAAACAAGUGCAGCUGGAGAAGACGGAGCUGAAGAUGGAGCUGUUUAGAGAGAGAGAGCUCAGAGAGACCCUGGAGAAACAACUGGCUGUUGAGCAAAAGAACAGAGCAAUUAUUCAGAAGCGACUGAAGAAAGAGAAGAAAGCGAAGAGGAAAUUGCAAGAAGCGCUAGAAUACGAGUCAAAGCGACGAGAGCAAGCUGAGCAAUCUCUGAAACAAACGUCACCGACAGAAAGUCUCCGAUCACUCAACGACUCGUUGACCCAGGAGAUAGAGACUGACCGCAGCAGUGGCAGAACAGAUGCUGAGAGGACAAUACAAGCAGAUGGAAGACUUUUUCUGAAAACCACAGUGAUGUACUGAUGGCGUGGCGUUGAGGACCGGCAUCACAUGUCAUAUGAAGAUUCUCCCGAUUUGCCUCGCAGGGUAAUUUAGUUACAGAAACAGGUCAAGCGCUCAUAGAGGUCCAUCAGAGGUGUUUGCUUGGCCCUGGUGUGGAAGACGGAUUGAGACAGAAUGUAGUAUUAGGACUCUUAUUCUCACUGAUAUAAGCGUUUCAUUUUGCCAGUUGGGGGAUUGGAUAUCAUGAGUUGGCUGUUUCAAUGGUGACAAUUUGAGCACAGUAAAACGUACCGCUCGGUACACUCGGUGAUAAUAUUGACCACAAAUUCACAGCACUGAAGAUUUUUUAUACUGUAUUUAAACCAGCGAGAAAGCUUCGGAAAAAUCAAUCUGAUUCAGAGGUUUUGUUUUGUAUUAAAAAGAGAAAAAAAGCAUAAUUCCUUAAUGUCAUAAUUGUUUGCCAAGAUGUUAAAGAUCCAAACUCGGAGAGGAGCCUCUGACAAAUGUGAAUUUGAAUAUAUGUUGAUCAACAAAAGUGACUAAUAUUUGCUUUUAAUGUUUUCUAAAAUAGAAAAAAAACAAUCAAGUUUCAUCAUUAUUUCUAUCAUUAUUGUAUAUACAAGAACAGAAGAUAGGUUAACUCACUCACUUUGGUAUUUGUAUAUAAUGUUAAAAGUUGGUAUUGUGUAUGCAGUAGAUCUAUUAGGAGCACAAUACCAACGUUUAUAUUGAAUUUAUAGAGUUGUUUUGUUUCUGAGCCAUCAUUCUUUCAAUUCGCUGCCACUAUGGUGAGGAAGCAUGCAGGCAUGUAAAUGUGUUGUCCUGAAUUCAUGUUAUUCAAUAAAUACUUAACUGUGCUGAAAAAUUACGUACUUAGGGUUUAUUCACUCACACCCAGAAAAAGCAGGUAAACACCACUAUCUAUAAACCGCUACAUUUGCAGUGAUAUAAAUCUGAACCAUAUGGAUUGAUUUCAGCAUUUUCAUGAAAAUGUUGUAAAGAUCAUUGCGGUCAAUUCAGUGUGUUUCCCUCAGUGGUCGGCCCCUUAUAACUAAUAUUCAUUGUGUCACAGUAAAAAGAUAUUUAUUAUUCCAGUCAGUGGUUUCAAUACAGGGUAACAGGUUUCCAUCUUAAAGUCGCAGACAAAAUAAUAUUAGCCCAUUUUAAAGAUAAAGGAUAAGAUGGAAAGAAGGUUUUAAGUCCAACAUGGAUAAGAUUUGAAAAAAUGCAUAUUUAAAUUAAUUAAAUAUCAACUACGGAAGCAUAACAAUCCUCAUUUUUUAAGAUGUUUUUUAAAGAUUUCUUUCAAGUUGUAAGUUAAGUAGCAUUUUUACCAAUUGGCAACAAUGAUGGGAAAUCCCUUUUCAAACAAUAAACUGCAGCCUAUAAAAAGGCAAAAAUAAGGUAAUUAUGGCUAUCCGAAUCUGACAGAUUUAAACAAAGAGCGAAACAAUAUAGCUUCGCUUGUUUGAGUUUAAAAUGACACUGUGCCAAUUAAUGGUAGGCUGUUAUUAAAUACAUUAAAGCUUUUUUCAUUGUACCUCACAGAUCAUCAUAAUGAUGAUGAUGAUGGUGAUAAGACACUUAUUGGAUAAUCAAGAAAGUUGUUUUGAAAGGAUCCUUUAUUAGAAAGACGUAUCAAAUGUUACGGGGCAGCUAUUUAUACUAUAAUCAUAGACAUUAUUUUGUCACUCAUUUGUUUUCCGUCUGUAACAAUUCAAAUGUUUAUUGUGUUAAACUAAAGUAUCUUUUACCUCAUCAACGAGGACUUGCCUUUUAGUUUUUUCUUUCAUGUGAAGUAAACACUGUAGCAAGAUUUAUGAACAUAUUGUUUCUUAUUUCUUUCUAUGGCAGUAAAGCAAACGUAUAAAUAUUGAAAUAACAAGGAUGUCUUGUUUUAAAGUGCUUUUCCCUCUUCUCUGAUCAUGUCUUCUGUAAUAAGAGCGUGUGUGUGCGUGAGCCUGUAGGUGCUUGUGUCUGCACACAUGCAUUUUAGCGUGUCUGUGGAGUGUUGCAUGAGUGUGUGUGUGUCUCUUUUCUAAUCUAUGGUGUUAAACAUGGUAAUAAAAUAUUUGUGAGUCACUGAU
Messenger RNA from Triplophysa dalaica, 4287 nucleotides. It is a transcript of the gene dachd, whose product is annotated as dachshund d. Lineage: Eukaryota; Metazoa; Chordata; Actinopteri; Cypriniformes; Nemacheilidae. The record is from RefSeq and is a predicted model, not a curated record. The transcript has 12 exons. The coding region runs from base 317 to 2221 and encodes 634 amino acids.